Acanthosepion pharaonis is the source of this 5112-nucleotide messenger RNA. The record is from the annotation of a GenBank genome assembly. Lineage: Eukaryota; Metazoa; Mollusca; Cephalopoda; Sepiida; Sepiidae.
AUGCUCGCCAUCCAGGCUAAACAUCUAUCUCUGUUCCAAUCUAUCUAUCUAUCUAUCUAUCUAUCUAUCUAUCUAUCUAUCUAUCUAUCUAUCUAUCUAACUAUCUCAGACUUUUCCAAUCUAUCUAUCUAUCUAUCUAUCUAUCUAUCUAUCUAUCUAUCUAUCUAUCUAUCUAUCUAUCUAACUAUCUCUGUUCCAAAUCUAUCUAUCUAUCUAUCUAUCUAUCUAUCUAUCUAUCUAUCUAUCUAUCUAUCUAUCUAUCUAUCUAAGUCUUUUCCAAUCUAUCUAUCUAUCUGGAUAGCUAUCUCAAUCUGUUCCAAUCUAUCUAUCUGGCUAGCUAGCUAUCUCAGACUUUUCCAAUCUAUCUAUCUAUCUAUCUAUCUAUCUAUCUAUCUAUCUAUCUAUCUAAAUAUCUCUGUUCCAAUCUAUCUAUCUAUCUAUCUAUCUAUCUAUCUAUCUAUCUAUCUAUCUAUCUCAGUCUGUUCCUAUCUAUCUAUCUAUCUAUCUAUCUAUCUAUCUAUCUAUCUAUCUACCUCAUUCAUAUCUCUUUUUAUCUUUCAUUUUUCAUUUCCUCUUUCAUUUUUAUUAAUCUUCUCACUCCCAUCUCACAUUCUUUGUUUCUUUUUUCUUUCUUUCUUUCUUUUUUUCUUUCUUUCAUUCUUUCUUUCUUUCUUUCUUUCUUUCUUUCUUUACUCUUAUCUCAUUCACCACACAUUCUUUCUUUCUUUCUUUCUUUCUUUCUUUCUUUCUUUGCUCUUAUCACUUUCACCACACAUUCUUUCUUUCUUUCUUUCUUUCUUUCUUUCUUUCUUUCUUUCUUUCGUCUUCUCUUUUUCACCCUCCAUUCUUUCUUUUUUCUUCAUCCUCCAUUCUUUCUUUCUUUCUUUCUUUCUUUCUUUCUUUCUUUCUUUCUUUCUUUUCUUUCGUCUUCUUUUUUUUUUCACCCUCCAUUCUUUCUUUUUUCUUUCUUUCCUCCAUUCUUUCUUUCUUUCUUUCUUUUUCUUUCUUUCUUUUUUUUCUUUCUUUCUUUCUUUCUCCACCCAUUAUUUCUUGUUCUUUAUUUUUUUCUUUCUUUACUUUCUUUUUUAUCUCAGUUUUUUUCACCGCACAUUCUUUCUUUCUUUCUUUUUUUCUUUUUUUUCUUUUCUUUCUUUCUUUUUUUCUUUCUUUCUUCACCUUUAUUUCUCCACCCAUUAUUUCUUUCUUUUCUUUUUUCUUUCUUAUCUCUUUCACCACAUUCUUUCUUUUCGUUCUUUCUUUUCUUUUCUUUCUUUUCUUUCUUUCUUUCUUUUUUUUCACCCUCCAGUUUUUUUCUUUAUUUCUUUCGUUCUUUCUUUCCUUCUUUUUUUUUUUUUCGUCUUGUCUUUUUCACCCUCCAUUCUUUCUUUCUUUUUCUUCACCCUCCAUUCUUUUUUUUUCUUUUCUUUCUUUCUUUCUUUUCUUUUCUUUCUUUCUUUCUCCACCCAUUAUUUCUUGCUUAUUUCUUUCUUUUUUUUCUUUACCGCUCUUAUCUCAUUCACACAUUCUUUCUUUUCUUUCUUUCUUUCUUUCUUUCUUUCUUUUCUUUUCUUUUUCUUUUUUUCUUUCUUUUGUUCUUAUCACUUUUUUUGUCUUUCUUUUUUCUUCCAUUCUUUCUUUUCUUUCUUUCUUUUCUUUCUUUCUUUCUUUUUUUCUUUCUUUCUUCUUUUCUUUUUCACCCUCCAUUCUUUCUUUUUUUUCUUUACCCUUUCAUUCUUUCUUUUUUUUCUUUCUUUCUUUCGUUUUCUUUCUUUCUUUUUUCUUUCUUUCUUUUUCUCCACCCAUUAUUUUUUGCUUAUUUCUUUCUUUUUCCCUUUUUUCGUCUUAUCUUUUUCACUCCCAUUCUUUUCUUUCUUUCUUUCUUUCUUUCUUUCUUUCUUUCUUUCUUUCUCCACCCAUUAUUUCUUGCUUAUUUCUUUCUUUCUUUACUCUUAUCUCUUUCACCGCACAUUCUUUCUUUCGUUCUUUCUUUCUUUCUUUCUUUCUUUCUUUCUUUCUUUCUUUCUUUUUCACCCUCCAGUUUUUCUUUAUUUCUUUCGUUCUUUCUUUCCUUCUUUUUUUCGUCUUGUUUUUUUUUUCAUUCUUUUUUUUUCCAUUCUUCCAUUUUCAUUUUUUCUUUCUUUCCUCCUUUCUUUCUUUUUUCUUUCUUUUUCUUUUUCUUCAUUCUUUCUUUUUUCCAUUCCUUUCUUCUUUUUCUUUCUUUCUUUUCAUUCUUUUUCUUUCUUUCUUUUCCUCCCAUUAUUUUUGCUUAUUUCUUUCUUUCUUUACUCUUAUCUCUUUCACCGCACAUUCUUUCUUUCUUUCUUUCUUUCUUUCUUUCUUUCUUUUUCACCCUCCAGUUUUUCUUUAUUUCUUUCGUUCUUUCUUUCCUUCUUUUUUUCGUCUUGUCUUUUUCACCCUCCAUUCUUUCUUUCUUUUUUCUUCACCCUCCAUUCUUUCUUUCUUUCUUUCUUUCUUUCUUUUUCUGUCUUUCUGUCUUUCUUUUUCACCCAUUAUUUCUUUCUUUCUUUCUUUCUUUUCUUUUCUGCACAUUCUUUCUUUCUUUCUUUCUUUCUUUCUUUUUUUUCCAUUAGUUUUUUUAUUUCUUUAUUUCUUUCUUUCUUUUUUUCGUCUUAUCUCUUUUCACCGCACAUUCUUUCUUUCAUUCUUUCUUUUCUUUCUUUCUUUUCUUUCUUUCUUUCUUUCUUUCUUUUCUUUCAUUUUUUUCUUUUUCACCCUCCUUUUUUCUUUAUUUCUUUCGUUCAUUUUCUUUCUUUCUUCUUUUUUUUUCGUCUUCUUUUCUUUUUUUCACCCUCCAUUAUUUUCUUAUUUUUUUCUUUUCUUUUUCUUUCUUUCACCGCACCUUUCGUUUUCCUUUUUUCUUUCUUUCUUUCUUUCUUUCUUUUCUUCCUUUCUUUCUUUCUUUUUUCUUUCUUUUUUUUUUUCUUUGUUUUUUUUCCAUUCUUUCUUUUUUUCUUGCCUCUUUUCACCCUUUCCAUUCUUUCUUUUUUUCUUCACCCUCCAUUCUUUUUUUUCUUCACCUUUCUUUCUUUCUUUUUUUUCUUUCUUUUUUUCUUUCUUUCUUUUUUCUUUCAACCACCCAUUAUUUUUUGCUUAUUUCUUUCUUUCUUUACUCUUAUCUCUUUCACCGCACAUUUCUUUCUUUCGUUCUUUCUUUCUUUUCUUUCUUUUCACCUUUCUUUUUUUUCUUUAUUUCUUUUUUUCUUUUAUUUUCCUCUUUUUUUUUCUUUUUUGUCUUUUUUUUCACCCUCCAUUCUUUCUUUUCUUUUUUCUUCAACCCUCCAUUCUUUCUUUUUUUCUUUCUUUUCUUUCUUUCUUUCUUUUCUUUCUUUCUUUCUUUUUCACCCAUUAUUUCUUGCUUAUUUCUUUCUUUUCUUUACUCUUAUCUCUUUCACUGCACAUUCUUUUCUUUCGUUCUUUUCUUUCUUUCUUUUUUCUUUCUUUCUUUCUUUUUUUUUCUUCCUUUUUCACCUUUCAGUUUUUCUUUUUUUUUUUUCGUCUUGUCUUUUCUUUCUUUCCUUCUUUUUUUUUUUUCGUCGUUUCUUUCUUUUUUUUUCACUUCAUUCAUUCCAUUCUUUCUUUUCUUUUUUUCUUCACCCUCCAUUCUUGCUUAUUUUUCUUUCUUUCUCUUUUCUUUUCAUUUUCUUUCGUUUUCUUUCUUUCUUUCUUUCUUUUCUUUCUCCUUUUUCACCCUCCAUUUUUUUUUUAUUUUAUUUCUUUCUUUCUUUACUUUUAUCUCUUUUUCACCUCCACUUUUCUUUUUCUUUCUGUCUGUCUUUCUUUUCUUUCUUUCUUUCUUUCUUUUUCUUUCUUUUUCACCCAUUAUUUCUUGCUUAUUUCUUUCUUUCUUUAUUCUUAUCUCUUUCACUGCACAUUCUUUUCUUUCUGUUCUUUUCUUUCUUUCUUUCGUUUUCUUUCUUUCUUUUUUUCUUUCAGUUUUUCUUUAUUUCUUUUUUCACCUCCAGUUUUUCUUUAUUUUUUCGUUCUUUUUUUCUUUUUUUUCUUGUUUGUCUUUUUUCAACCUCCAUUCUUUUCUUUUUCUUUUUUUCUUCACCCUCCAUUCUUUCUUUCUUUCUUUCUUUCUUUCUUUCUUUCUUUCUUUCUCCACCCAUUAUUUCUUGCUUAUUUCUUUCUUUCUUUACUCUUAUCUAUUUCACCGCACAUUCUUUCUUCCUUUCUUUCUUUCUUUCUUUCUUUCUUUCUUUCUUUCUUUUCUUUCUUUCUUUCUUUUUCACCCUUCAGUUUUUCUUUAUUUCUUUCGUUCUUUCUUUCCUUCUUUUUUUCGUCUUGUCUUUUUCACCCUCCAUUCUUUCUUUCUUUUUUCUUCACCCUCCAUUCUUUCUUUCUUUCUUUCUUUCUUUCUUUCUUUCUUUCUUUCUUUCUUUUUUCUUUCUUCACCUUUUUAUUUCUUCCUUUUAUUUCUUUCUUUCUUUCUUUCUUUUUCUUUCUUUCUUUCCACCCAUUUUUUCUUUCUUUCUUUCUUUCUUUCUUUCUUUUUUCACCCUUCUUUCUUUUUUUUCUUUUUUCUUUUUUUCUUUUUUUUCUUCAGUUUUCCUUUAUUUUUUUCGUCUUGUCUUUUUUUUUUCCUCCAUUCUUUUCUUUCUCCAUUUUUUUUUUUUCUUCCCUCCAUUCUUUCUUUCUUUCUUUCUUUCUUUCUUUCUUUCUUCACCCAUUAUUUCUUGCUUAUUUCUUUCUUUCUUUACUCUUAUCUCUUUCACCGCACAUUCUUUCUUUCUUUCUUUCUUUCUUUUUCACCCUCCAGUUUUUCUUUCUCUCUUUCGUUCUUUCUUUCCUUCUUUCUUUCGUAUUCUCUUUUUCACCCUCCAUUCUUUUUUCUUUUUUCUUACUCUCCAUUCUUUCUUUCUUUCUUUCUUUCUUUCUUUCUUUCUUUCUUUCUUUCUUUCUUUCACAUCGCGUUCUUUCUUUCUUUUUAUUUCUUUUUAUUUUAUUUUCCAAUCCCUACACUAUCAUCUCAUAUUAUUUUUUCUUUCUUUCCUUACUCUUCUCAAAUUCACCUCCCUUUCUUUCAUUCUUCUCCCACUUUCACCUCCCGUUUUUCUUUCUUUUUUCUUUUCUUUACUGCUUUCUUUUUAA